CUCUCGCUUAAAACCUAAAAAACAGAGAUCUUAACACAAAACAAAUCAAACACCAAAAAAAAAAACACAGAGAUGGGUUUGGUUACAGAUGAAGUGAGAGCUAGGGCAGAGAAAUACACAGGAGAUGAGAUAUGUCGUGAGAAGACAAAGGAGUUUCUCAAGGAAGUUUCCAUGCCUAAUGGUUUAUUGCCAUUGAAGGACAUUGAAGAGGUUGGUUACGACAGAGAGACAGGUAUUGUCUGGCUGAAGCAGAAGAAGAGCAUCACCCACAAGUUUCUAGAAAUUGGGAAACUUGUCUCUUACGCCACCGAGGUCACUGCCCAGGUGGAGGUCGGAAAGAUCAAGAAGCUUACCGGUGUUAAGGCCAAAGAGCUUCUUAUUUGGGUUACUCUCAAUGAGCUUACCUUGGAGCAGCCGAUAAGUUCAGGGAAGAUCAAUUUCAGGACACCGACAGGUUUGUCCAGGACUUUCCCAGUGUCGGCUUUUGUUGUUCCUGAGGUUGAGAAACCUGCAAUGGAGAAGAACAAUGGAACCACUGAGGUCAAAGAAGCUGUUGCAGUCACAGAUGCUUAGUCUCUUUAAUCUAUCUCUAAUCAUGUAUUACUUUCUGCUAUUUGCUGCUUAAUUUCCUUUAUCAAUAAGAUGAUACAAUUUCAGAUUUGGAGUC
Messenger RNA from Arabidopsis lyrata subsp. lyrata, 667 nucleotides. RefSeq lists its product as uncharacterized. Lineage: Eukaryota; Viridiplantae; Streptophyta; Magnoliopsida; Brassicales; Brassicaceae. The transcript has a single exon. Bases 73 to 573 code for a protein of 166 amino acids. The record is from RefSeq and is a predicted model, not a curated record.